AUGGACGGCAUUACUUCAUCCCCGUUCUUGAAUACUUAUACACAAAGCGCUUUAUCAACUGAAUUACCAAAUACUUCACACUUUGAAAAUACAUCGAAGCAUGUCUCGGAGCAGUUCUUGUUCCUUGAAACAAAGUGGGCUCAAGUGUUUACUGGAUUGGUUGCUUUCACAGCUAUUCUUGUUACCUGUCAUCAAAUCUACUUACAUUUAAUUAAUUAUACAUGCCCAAAUGAACAAAGAUGGGUUGUGCGUAUUUUAUUCUAUGUACCAAUUUAUGCAUUUGAAUCAUGGCUUAGCUUGUUGUUUCUAAAACAUGAAGACUAUUAUGUCUAUUUUGAUUCUGUACGAGAUUGUUAUGAAGCUUUUGUGGUUUACAGUUUCUUAAGUCUAUGCUAUGAAUAUCUCGGUGGAGAAAGUUGUAUCCUGUCAGAGAUUAGAGGUCGUGAAUUACCACGUUCAUGGGCGUUUUGCACAUGUUGCUUUUAUGGUCAAACGUAUACAAUAGAAUUCCUACGAUUCUGUAAACAGGCAACUCUACAAUUUUGUAUCAUUAAACCGUUAACAUCGAUUGCGACAAUUAUUUUACAAGCUAUUGGAGUUUAUAAACACGGAAUUUUCAGUGCUACAAAUGGUUAUUUAUAUGUAACAGUAGUCUACAACGCAUCUGCAUUUGUAGCACUAUACGCUUUAGUGUUAUUCUAUUUGGCUACACGAAGCAUCCUACAACCAUUCGACCCAGCGAUUAAAUUUGCUGUAGUGAAGUCUGUUGUAUUCUUGUGUUUCUGGCAAGGUGUGGUAUUAGCUAUCCUGGAAAAGGCUGAGGUACUGCCAGCUUUACCGAAUACAAACGCUGGUACAGUUGCAGCUGGUAUACAAAAUUUCUUGAUUUGUUUAGAAAUGUUUGCGGCUUCAAUCGCUUUGAGAUUUGCAUUCCCAUCACAAUUAUAUUCUGAUGGCAUUGGCACAGGACCGACAACAUUUAGUGGCUAUGAUAGUCUAGGCGGAGGUGACGUGCUUCAUGAAACAAAGAAACGUGGAUUUUUACCAUCAUCUGAUUCGCUGCGUAGUCUACGGGAUACAUUUAAUCCAAAGGAUAUGCUGAAUGAUGCUAUUCAUAAUUUUCACCCGAGUUAUCAAAAGUAUACACAACAACGUAAUCCAAAGGAUGAUUUCGACGAUGAACCAACUGGUUCAUAUCAAGGUGAUGCGCUUACCGCUUAUAAAGAACAAGACAAUAG
Trichobilharzia szidati is the source of this 1238-nucleotide messenger RNA. NCBI's taxonomy places the organism in Eukaryota, Metazoa, Platyhelminthes, Trematoda, Strigeidida, Schistosomatidae. The record is from the annotation of a GenBank genome assembly.